AUGACUGCCAGUAGCACUAAUAGUAUUAAAGAGCAGAUUGCAAGACUGAAUAAAAGAAAGCUUGAGCAAGCAAGAGAAAAACUUAAAGAUACAGAUUUAGCAAAGGACAAAGAAAAAGAGGAAAAGACAAAGAACGAAUUACAAGGAUUAGAGAAAAAGAAAGCUCCUAAGAAUGUGGACACACUGAGUCAUGCAGGAUUUACCAGAACAAUUAUCAAUGCUCCAAAGAAAACGGAGGAAAAUUUAACUGAAGAUGAAAAGGCUGAAAGAUCUCAAGCUUUUAUGGAUAAGUACAAGAAAGAAAUAGAACAUUAUGGAAUGUUGUAUGAUUACAAUGACAGUGAAGACUAUCUGCGUAAAAAUCCUCAUUUGGCUUGUGACGACACGGCUAACUACCUGGCUCUUUGGUGCAUCAACCUGGAAGUGCAAGAGAAACAUUCUUUGGUGGAGCGAGUUGCACAUCAGACUAUCAUCAUGCAAUACAUACUGGAGUUGGCCAAGUCACUAGAUGCCAGACCUCAGGCCACCAUUCACUCCUUCUUUACAAAGAUGAAGAAAGCUAAAACAGACUUCAAAGAAUACAUGGACGCGUUUGAAGAUGAACUUCAAUCAUUCCUGCAGAGAGUCAAGGAAAGAGCUCAGGCCAGGAUCGAUAAAGCUAUGAAGGAAGCGGAGGAGGAAGAACGACAAAAGAGACUGGGCCCGGGCGGUUUGGAUCCUGUGGAAGUAUUUGAAUCGCUACCACCGGAACUUCAGAAGUGUUUUGAAGAAAAAGAUAUUCCCAUGCUUCAAGAAGUUCUUGGCAGGAUGCCCGAAGAAGAAGCAAGGGGCUACUUGAAGAAAUGCAUUGAUUCUGGUCUGUGGAUUCCCAAUGCACAGGAUGCGCAAGCGCAGGCCAAGGGAGGAGACAGUACGUCCCAAGAAGAGACGUCGGACGAAGAGCAGUACGAGCGUGUUGCAGAAGAAGUGGACAAAUGAAAUCAUAUGGAGAGUUUGAUGAUUAACGGCGGAUUUAUGCUUUACAUAACAGAAUUUUAAUUCUAAAAACUACAAAAGAAUGUAAAUUAUCAUAUAACUGUGCGAUAGUCUCGUGCUUGUAUGAUAAAAGGGGUAUAGCUGUGUUCAUUUAAAAUAAUGGCGGUCUUGAAAGGUUUUAAAUUUGCACUGUUAAACUGAUAGACUCGUUUUUUAAGUCCCUGCUUGCAACAACUAAAGAGAUGGGAGACAGAAUCUUCCCAAGGCCUGGUUCCCAAGAUUCUGAUGCAGGCAAAUCCUUCCCAUAAUCUAACGAGAAAAGGAACUUACUGAAAACUGUAUCAAACAGAGUAGUACGAAACAGGGGAGUUAUGCUAUGAACUAUGCCUACUCAACAUUUGUGACUGACCCAUUAUCCGCUAUGCUUCUCUAUUAUUCAACCGUCAUUUGAAGAUUAGGAGAUAGCAUUUUUAUGGUUUGGGUAAAGCUACUUACUUAUUGGAAUACUUAGUGCCAAACUGACAGCCAAGAAAAUGAAUUUGCACAAGUCUUAAGAAAUCUCCUGAUAGCUGAUAUCAAUAAAAUUCUGAUUUGUUGUCAUAAUGUAAUAUUCUGCUCUGCGUUUUUAUUGUGAGGUCUGUAGAUCAAUCUGAUGGAGUUUGAACUCUGGCCGCGGUCUUAUGCCUUUUGCUCUAGAAAUUACUCCACAGAGCUCUAUUAUCAACUGAUCAUGAAAUUGACUUAAGAUAAUAUUUCAAACACGAAAGACCGUGUUUGACCACAUUUCCAAACACAGAGAAGAGAGUUGAAACUGCGACG
This is a messenger RNA of Orbicella faveolata, 1794 nucleotides long. RefSeq names its product hsp90 co-chaperone Cdc37-like. Gene Ontology annotation, molecular function: protein kinase binding; heat shock protein binding; protein-folding chaperone binding. The record is from RefSeq and is a predicted model, not a curated record. Gene Ontology annotation, cellular component: cytoplasm. NCBI's taxonomy places the organism in Eukaryota, Metazoa, Cnidaria, Anthozoa, Scleractinia, Merulinidae. Gene Ontology annotation, biological process: protein stabilization; protein folding.